AUGUCUUCAAGACAUUCUAAAAAGCACCACCACAAGUCCAGGGAGAAGGCCCCUUCAGAGGAAUGGUCCGAAUGGAGUUUGGACCAGACCAGUAUGCGCUACUACCAGAGCAGGGACGUGAAUGGAAAGCGCGAAUACAAGUGGGAUGAGAGCGCCCCGAGGACUAUUCCAUCCGAAUCAUCGUCCCAAAGUACUACUUCUGGCAGUGCCGCGGGUGGCGACUCUUCAAAUUAUAAAUAUGCAGUACCGGAUCAGGCCGGGGAAUCAGUUGAAGCGUUGUCAAGCAAGCUAGGAAACACCACCUUAUCCGGACAGGCUUCGGGUUCGUCAUCGUCUCAAGGAAGUUUGUCUACUAUCCCGUACACGUCAAGUUCGUCAACUCUAGGCUACCCAGGGUCCCAACCAAUACCCAUCAAUACCAACAGCGGUAUUUAUUCAUACUCGUCUUCAGCAAAAACCGUCAAUUACGGUAUCAACUAUGGUGGGAUGGGAACUACGGUAUCUGGUAGCUCAGCCGCAUACUACGAGGGCGGCUCCGAGACAGGAAUGGGAUCUUUCAGCAGUUAUUCAACUACCCCAAAGGCAACCGGCCCCUGGUACCAAUCUACAUCGAAAAGUGCAGGAUUAUCUGGCACCAAUCCGGUUUCAAGCAGCGGCCGUGAGCAACCGUCAGAAGCAGGCGAAAGCAGUAAAAGUGGAGCAUUGAAAGCAAAAGCCGAUCGGGUCAUUAAAGGCACCCAAGGAUCGGAGGAGAGGCUCGAUCCUAGCUUCAGGAUCCAUCAUUCCAAACGCUUCGAACCUGGCCAGGUGAUCAAAGUCCUCUGGUCGGAGCCGAUGGGUGGCAAUUACUCCAAUGCAACGCAAAUCACCGAAGAAGUAGUCGAAACCAAACUUGGCGAACAAGUAUAUACGACAACCCGACGCUUUGUGAUAAUUGCUAAUGACCACGGUCACUGCCAAUGCUUGCCGAUACUCACCUACCAACGCCAAGCCACAAACAAGCUGGGUGUUAAACGCGAAGAGCAUGCGAUGAUUUACACCGGAGACUCGCCCCCCCAACCGCUCCCAGGAGAGAGCCCUCUCGAAAAACGGCCCAUUCAAAUGAUACCAAAGACCCCUCGUGAGAAGUUAGAUCCCGCAUCCCGAAUCAAUUACGCCAAAUAUUACACAGUGGAGCAUAACGUAAAGGUCAAAUUCAUCGGCAAGCUCGCUCCCAGCUCUUACAAGACCUUCGUGAUGGAUUCAGAAACCGCGUGGAAUAACAAGAUACGUCUUCCGCAGGAGUACUAA
Venustampulla echinocandica is the source of this 1290-nucleotide messenger RNA. RefSeq lists its product as uncharacterized. Bases 1 to 1290 code for a protein of 429 amino acids. The record is from RefSeq and is a predicted model, not a curated record. Lineage: Eukaryota; Fungi; Ascomycota; Leotiomycetes; Helotiales; Pleuroascaceae. The transcript is spliced from 8 exons.